This is a messenger RNA of Anolis sagrei ordinatus, 6549 nucleotides long. The record is from RefSeq and is a predicted model, not a curated record. Lineage: Eukaryota; Metazoa; Chordata; Lepidosauria; Squamata; Anolidae.
ACGGGGCGGCGCUGUCCCGGCGUGCCUUGCGGGCGGAGAGGUGAGGCCUGCUUCUUCCUCGGCUGAGGAGGAGGCAGGCUGGGUGGGUGAGGAUGCUGCGGUGCAUGCCGCCCUUGUGGCGGUGCAACCGGCAGGUGGAGGCGCUGGACCGGCGGCACUGCUCGCUCCAGGCCGUGCCCGACGACGUCUUCCGCUACAGCCGCUCCCUCGAGGAGCUCCUCCUCGACGCCAACCAGCUCCGGGAGCUGCCCAAGCCUUUCUUCCGGCUCCUGAACCUGCGUAAACUGGGCCUGAGCGACAAUGAGAUCCAGCGCCUGCCUCCGGAGGUGGCCAACUUCAUGCAGCUGGUGGAGCUGGACAUCUCCCGCAAUGAUAUCCCUGAGAUCCCGGAGAGCAUCAAGUUCUGCAAGUCCCUGGAGAUCGCCGACUUCAGUGGGAACCCCUUGUCCAGGCUCCCCGAGGGCUUCACGCAGCUGCGCAGCCUCUCCCACCUGGCCCUGAACGACGUCUCCCUGCAGCACCUGCCCAGCGACAUUGGCAAUUUGGCCAACCUGGUGACCCUGGAGCUGCGUGAGAACCUGCUGAGGUCCCUCCCAGCAUCUCUCUCAUUCCUGGUCAAGUUGGAGCAACUGGACCUUGGUGGAAAUGACCUGGAAGUGUUGCCGGACACCUUGGGCGCCCUCCCGAACCUCCGGGAGCUCUGGCUGGACAGGAACCAGCUCUCCUCGCUGCCCCCCGAGCUGGGGAACCUGCGCCGCCUGGUCUGCCUGGACGUCUCGGAGAACAAGCUGGCACAGCUUCCGGGCGAGAUCUGUGGCCUGGUGGCCCUGACCGACCUGCUCCUCUCCCAGAACCUGCUGGAGUCCAUUCCGGACGGCAUCGGCCAGCUGAAGCAGCUCUCCAUCCUGAAAGUGGACCAGAACCGGCUGGCAGAGCUGACCGAAGCCAUUGGAGACUGCACAAACCUCUCAGAGCUCAUCCUCACUGAAAACCUGCUGCCGACCCUGCCCAAGGCCCUGGGGAAAUUGACCAAGCUGACCAACCUCAACGCGGACCGGAACCGGCUGGUGGCCCUCCCCCCGGAGAUCGGCGGCUGCAGCAGCCUCAACGUCCUCUCCCUGCGGGACAACCGCCUGGAGUUCCUCCCCGCGGAGUUGGCUGGCACCACGGAGCUCCACGUCCUGGAUGUGGCUGGGAACCAGCUGCAGCACCUGCCCUUUGCGCUGACCAGCCUCAACCUGAAGGCUCUCUGGUUGGCCGAGAACCAGUCGCAGCCCAUGCUCAAGUUCCAGACCGAGGACGACGAGAAGACCGGCCAGAAAGUGCUGACCUGCUACCUCUUGCCCCAGCAGCCCUCCCCCAGCCUCGAGAACCUCCUGCAGAGCAGUGUGGAUGAGAGCUGGACGGACACCAACCUCAACCGGGUCAGCGUGAUCCAGUUCAUGGACGACCCCAAAACGGGGGAGGAGGAGGAUGAAGACGAAGCGGGGGCAGAAAGGAGGGGCCUGCAGCGGAGGGCCACCCCACACCCCAGCGAACUCAAGUCCAUGAAGAAGGUGAUGGAGGGCCGGCGCAGCGAGGCCAAGAUGGCUGCCGAGAGGGGCGACCCUGGUUCAGAGAAGAGACACAGCGCCACUUCCAACCGCAGCGAGGACUCCCGCCUCUCCGGGAGCACCGUCUCCAGCAGCGGUCGCCCGGAGGAGGAGGAAGGCGAGGCGGCUCCCACGGCAACGAGAGGGGGCGAGGGAACGGGGGGCUUUGGGGCCGAGGAGAAGGGGCGACCACAGCAGGAGCUGGCCGCGCUGCAGGAGGCGGCAACGGGCCAAGAGGAGGAGGAGGAGGAAGAAGAAGAGGAAGAAGAGUACAGCGAGCCCACGGUCCACUUUGCGGAAGGCAUCCGCGGCGGAGAGGAGGACGAGGACGAACAGGGGGGCCACUGGGGGGCCGGGGAGGAGGAGCCCCCCUUCCCCGCCGGGAAGCAGCGCCUGAUCCGCAAGGACACCCCGCACUACAAGAAGCACUUCCGCAUCGCCCAGCUGCCGCGACCAGAAGCAGUGGUGGCCCUCCUACAGGGACUGAGUGCGGAUGGGGGGCCCCGCGUGGAGGAAGAGGAGGAGGAGGAGGAGGAAGUAGAGGAGGAGCAAGAGGAAGAAGAGUCAGAGAGGGCGCCGGAGGUGGCAGAGGAGGAGGAGGAGGAGGAGCGACCCCUGCGGACGGCCUGGGAGGAGGAGGAGGAAGCUCGGCUUGGGACCCCUGCCGCUCCGCCCUCGGUCAAGGGGGUGUCGUUUGAUCAAGCCAAUAACCUGCUGAUUGAACCUGCUCGCAUUGAGGAGGAAGAGCUGACCCUGACCAUCGUGCGCCAGACCGGGGGGCUGGGCAUCAGCAUCGCGGGGGGCAAGGGCUCCACCCCCUACAAGGGGGAUGACGAGGGCAUCUUCAUUUCCCGCGUCUCCGAGGAGGGUCCGGCUGCACGCGCAGGGGUGCGAGUGGGGGACAAGCUCCUGGAGGUAAAUGGCGUGUCGCUGCACUGUGCGGAGCACCACUUGGCAGUGGAAGCCCUGCGGGGGUCCGGCAGCUCCGUCUCCAUGACCGUCCUGCGGGAGCGGAUGGUGGAGCCCGAGAACGCCGUCACGGUGACCCCGCUGCGCCCCGAGGAUGACUACAGCCCCCGGGAGAGGAGGGGCGGCCUGCAGUUCCCUGAGCGGCCGGACGGAGCCGGCCCCCCCACGGAGCGCCUCUCCGCCUGCCUCACGCGCAAUGAGCGUGGCCUAGGCUUCAGCAUCGCAGGUGGCAAGGGCUCCACCCCAUAUCGGACGGGGGACACGGGGAUCUUCAUCUCUCGGAUUGCGGAGGGCGGCGCGGCCCAUCGGGACGGGACCCUGCGAGUGGGAGACAGGGUCAUCCUGAUCAAUGGGGUAGACAUGACGGAAGCCAGGCAUGACCAGGCCGUAGCGCUGCUUACCGCCGCCUCCCCCUCCAUUGCCCUCCUGGUUGAGAGAGAGGCUGCCUCCACCGCUGCCGCUGCUGCACUUCUUCCGGGUGAGGGGGCCCCCGCUGCUGCCCAGGGGCUCCGUGCCCAGAGGGCCCCCUCCCCACCCCCAGCGCCGCUGACCGCUCACCGAGGGAGCCCCACUGAGGAGGAGGAGGAAGAAGACAACGAGGAGGAGAUGCCUGGACAGCACUGCCGCCGGACCCAUCCCCUCGAGGGCCAGUUCCCUGUGGAGGAGGUGUGCCUCGUCAAAGCUGGGGGGCCGCUGGGGCUCAGCAUCGUGGGGGGCAGCGUGGGGGGGCAGUCGGGGGGACAAACUUUGGGAAGGGAAAAAAAUCAGCCACGCGGGCCUUCGGUCAGCUCCUAUAGAGAUCCGUGGGGGUCUUCAGUCUCCAAGGUGAUCCCUCAGGGCCUGGCCGCCCGGAGCGGGCUGCGUGUUGGGGACCGGAUCCUGGAGGUGAACGGCGUGGAUUUGCGCCACGCGAAGCACCAGGAGGCAGUCAGUGCCCUGCUCUCCUCGGCACAGGAGCUGCAGAUGGUGGUCCGGAGGGACCCUCCCCCACCUGGCAUGGAGGAGAUCUGCAUUGAGAAGCGGCCGGGGGAGAAGCUGGGCAUCAGCAUCCGAGGGGGGGCCAAGGGCCACGUGGGGAACCCCUUCGACCCCACGGACGAAGGCAUCUUCAUCUCCAAGGUCAGCUCGACAGGGGCGGCAGCACGUGACGGGCGCCUGCGUGUGGGUCUGCGCAUCCUGGAGGUGAACCACCAGAGCCUUCUGGGCAUGACGCACACGGAGGCCGUGCAGGUCCUGCGAGGCGUGGGAGACGCCCUCCUCAUCCUGGUCUGCGAAGGCUUCGACCCCAAGGCCAUGGCCGCCAUGGAGAUGUCUCCGGGCAUCAUCGCCAACCCCUUCGCGGCUGGGAUCGGGCGCAAGAACAGCCUGGAGAGCAUCUCCUCCAUUGACCGCGACCUCAGCCCGGAGGAGCUGGACAUCCUCCAGAAGGAGAUGGAGAUGGUCAGGGAGACGGCCCAGUGGGAGAGGGAAGAGGCCGAGGAAGCGGAGCGGGUGCGCAAGGAGCGAGAGACGGCCGCACGCCUGGCAGCAGAAGAGGCAGAGGAGGCGAAUGCGCAGCCUCUUCGCCUGGAUUACCGGACCCUGGCGGCGGUGCCCAGCAGCGGCCUCCAGAACAGCGUGCGCAGCAGCCCCUCCAACAGCCUCCCCUCUCACGACAUGGAGGAGGCGGAGGGGGAGGCGCCGAGCCUGGUGGACUCUCAGCCCAUCCCUUUCAGCGCCAACCCUUUUGUGCUGGCCAACCGGAAGGGUGGGGCGCGCCUGGGGGGCCCUCCCCUCGGCUACGGAAAGGGGGGCAUCCUGAAGACCAGCCUCUGCGCCAAGGUGUCCGCACCUGGGGAGGGCGAAGCAGGAGCCCGGAGGGAGCCCCCUUGUGGCGGUGGCAGUGCCAGCAGCGCCCAGCAGCCGCCUGGCUCCGCGGCCCCCCUCCGGCCUGUCCACCUGGUGGGCAGAGAGACCCGUUUUGCCUCCGUCCAUUUUGUCCCUGCUCAGAGCGAGAACAAGCCGACCAAGCCUGGGACCAUCCAGCCCGUCUCCCGCCUGCGAGCGGGGCCCGGCCUGCCCCCUGUGGCCGAUGGGCGGGAGGGUGGCCCAAACCCCUUCCAGCCGCCGGAGGGGCCCCGCUCCAGCGCCCACAGCUCCCCUCGCUCGCCGCGACCCCCUCCUUCACCGGAUGAAGCCACGCCGGUCAGUGCCAAGCAGGUCUACAAGGCCUUUGCAGCCGUCCCUGUACCUCACCUGUUCCUGGAGACAGAGGACGCCUCGGGCCAGAAGGGCACGGAGAAGGCCCAGCUCACCCCCUGCGAGGUGCCGUCUCCGGGGGGGCUCCACAGCCCCGAGCAGCGUUCCUUCCGCGAGAGGCAGAAGUACUUUGAGGUGGAGCUGAAGCAGCCCCCGCCGGCCGAGAAGACCCCCAAGAGGGUCUCCCUGGUCGGGGAGGACGACCUGAAGAAGAUGAAGGAGGAGGAAGCGCGGAAGUUGCAGCAGAAGCGGGCACAGAUGCUGGAGGAGGAGGACGAGGACGAAGAGGAGGAGGAAGGCCUGGGGAGGGGGAGGCACGGGCCCCCCGACACGGACCCCCCGUCCAGCAUCUUCAUCGAAGGGAUUGAGUACAAAGUGGAGAGGCUCUUGCCAACGCCACCACCCUCCGCGGCAGCAGCAGCAGCCGCCGCCUCCCGGCUGAGCCCCCCCUUUGCGAGGGUGGGGGAGUCGGGCCCCCCGGUGCGGACGGCCAAGGCGGAGCGGAGGCACCAGCAGCGGCUGCGCAUGCAGAGCCCGGAGCAGCCUUCGCCUCCUGGGUCCGGCGAAGAGGAGGCGCUCUCCCCGGCCGAGCGGAGGGCCCUGGAGGCCGAGAAGAGGGCCAUGUGGAGGGCCGCGCGGAUGAAGUCCCUGGAGCAGGACGCACUGAAGGCCCAGAUGGUCAUCGCCAAGUCCAAGGAGGGCCGCAAGCGGGGGACCCUGGAGCAGCUGGCCGAGUCCCCCUCGCCCGCCCCCACCCCCUCCCCAACGCCCCCCGAGGAGUGCAGCUCCCGGAUCGUGGCCUCCCCUGGACGCCUGUCUGUACCCGAAAAGAAGUUUCUCUACAGAGAAUUUGCGGCCAUCCCUUCCUCCAAACCUGUUUAUGACAUCCAGACGCCGGACCUUGGGGACACCUGCAGAUCCCUCCUGAACAACUGCAGCAGCAGCAGCAGCCCAGUGGGUCCGAAGGAGGAGGCCUUGUCCGCCACGCGCCCCCCUGCGGGGUCUCCUCGGGAGGAGGCCGGGCUCUUUGGGGGCCAGCGCGGCCUGGGACACGCUCCGCAGGCGCAGCAGCGCAGCCUGGAGGCCCCCGCCGUCCCCACAUAAGGGACCAGCCCCUCCCUCCCUCCCUCUCUGGGGGGCUCUGAGGAAGACCACCCCCAGUGCUGGAGCUCUGCCUCUGUGGGCAGCGUGGGUGACACUGGACACUGGACAGCGCAAGCACAUGCCUUUCUCGCCUUCCCUCCCCCUCCAGGCCUUGGGGCAAGGGGCAGCAGCGUGGGGCGGAGCGUGUACAUACUUUGGGGGCGCAGCCGCAGAGGGCGAGGGUUGCCAAAGGGCGCCUUGCCCCUCCCCUCGCCUGCCGUGGGGCUCCUCUGGCGACAGGGAGGGAGGGAGGUGGGGCGACCAGACGGAGCGGAGGGGCGAGGGGCUAGCUGAGUAGAGCAGUCUUGAGCAGGACGGGGGGCGGUGGUCUAGUUGGGUGUAGUGAGUGAGUAAGGGAGUGGCGGUGGGGCAGAGGGGUGCGCCCCGGCCCCACGGCUUCCUCCGAUGUGGGCAGCCCCAAGUAGUGAGUGACGGCUUCCCUUGGGUGAGGGUAGACGGGCCUGCCCCCCUUCCCCCGCUCAGUGGGCGGCCAUUUUAGCAGGAGUUGUUGUUGUUGUUGUGGUGGGUGGUUUUAGGCGGGGCGCUUCCUCCUCCUCGGGCUGCGCGGGGGGGCCGCUUCUUCGCCGAUGACGACGACUGACUGACC